Messenger RNA from Benincasa hispida (wax gourd), 813 nucleotides. Its product is annotated as Ribosomal L18p/L5e family protein. NCBI's taxonomy places the organism in Eukaryota, Viridiplantae, Streptophyta, Magnoliopsida, Cucurbitales, Cucurbitaceae. Gene Ontology annotation, cellular component: ribosome. Gene Ontology annotation, biological process: translation. The record is from RefSeq and is a predicted model, not a curated record. Gene Ontology annotation, molecular function: 5S rRNA binding; structural constituent of ribosome.
CUGCCAAUCUCGCAUGAAAUUCCAUGUUGAAAAACCGCUGCACAAGUGGAUAAGGCAAAGGCAAGGCAACCCCCCAACUCAACUACAAAAGAAUUAAACCAAUAACCCCAAGAAGAAGAAGAAGAAGAAGAUAACCAGAGCAACAAUGGCUUCAGCCACUGCUCCUUUAUCAUUUCUCGGCACUUCCUUUCUAAGCGUUUCUUACUCACAGAACCUUCGCAACCGUCCUCACCUUCAUUUUCCGGCAACCACUUCAAGUUCCGGCCGUCACUCUCUUGUUGUUGAAGCUCAGGCUACGACCAGACGGGAGGACCGUUCAGCUCGCCAUUCUCGCAUCAGGAAGAAGGUUGAAGGAACGACAGAGAGGCCAAGGUUGUCUGUGUUCCGUUCGAACAAGCAUUUGUAUGUACAGGUUAUCGACGACUCCAAGAUGCAUACACUUGCUGCAGUUUCCACAAUGCAGAAAUCAAUCUCUGAGGGGUUAGACUACAGUGCUGGCCCUACCAUUGAAGUGGCAAAGAAAGUGGGGGAAGCGAUUGCAAAAUCUUGUCUAGAGAAAGGAAUAACAAAAGUUGCAUUCGACCGUGGUGGAUAUCCAUACCAUGGACGAGUAGAAGCACUUGCUGAUGCGGCUCGUGAACAUGGCCUUCAAUUCUGAAAACCCCUUUUGUGUGUUUUUUUCCAUAUCUUCUAACUUGGUAUGUUGUAACAAUACUAUCAGAUGGGCUCAUUUCUGUUGAUUAAACGAGAGUUAUGGUUGUUUGACCUGAAAUUAAGAGGGAAUUUAUUUAUUGAUUCAUCUUUUCUUGGUAA